Setaria italica (foxtail millet) is the source of this 728-nucleotide messenger RNA. RefSeq names its product auxin-responsive protein SAUR36. Gene Ontology annotation, biological process: response to auxin. The coding region runs from base 72 to 497 and encodes 141 amino acids. The transcript has a single exon. The record is from RefSeq and is a predicted model, not a curated record. Lineage: Eukaryota; Viridiplantae; Streptophyta; Magnoliopsida; Poales; Poaceae.
CACAAAAAAAGCAUUGCAAACCCAAACCACAGCUAUCCAGCUUCCAGAAAGACAGAAGAAAGAAAGUAAUCAUGAUCAGCACCAAGAGGAUUGCUCAGAUGGCCAAGAAGUGGCAGAGGAUGGCAGUGUUGGGGAGAAAGCGGCUCUCUUGGAGGAUGGUGAAGGAAAGCGAUGGGUGUUGCAACUCUGUGGCGGGCAAGGGCCACUGCGUGAUGUACACUUCCGAUGGGAGGCGGUUUGAGGUACCACUUGCGUACCUUGGCACACCGGUCUUUGCAGAGCUCCUACGGAUGUCCCAGGAGGAGUUCGGCUUCAUGAGCGAUGGGCGGAUCACACUUCCUUGUGAUGCCAUGGUCAUGGAGUACGCCAUGUGCCUCCUCAGGAGAGGCUCCUCUGCAGAGGUAGAGAAGGCAUUCCUGAGUACCAUGGCAGUGUCAUGCCACUAUGCAAGCUGUAUGGCACCAUCUGUUGGCGUUAGCCAUCAGGUUAUUGUUUGAAGCUCCUAAACGGAUGUAAAUAGUUCAGUAUAGGUUGUAGGAAAGAAAAUUGCUCUGCGGAGUCUUUUGAUCCUUCAAGCAAUCAAGGAAGAUGCAAAGUAGUAUGUUAGAGCUCUUCAAGCAAUUAAGGAAGAUGCAAAGUACUAGUAUGUUAGAGCCAUUAUUAUUGUUCUCUGUAAAUAUGCUUCAUUGCAUUGAUAGAUGAUUAAUUAAAUACCAGGACUUACAUGA